This is a messenger RNA of Pieris napi, 5934 nucleotides long. RefSeq lists its product as uncharacterized. The coding region runs from base 560 to 1906 and encodes 448 amino acids. The record is from RefSeq and is a predicted model, not a curated record. The transcript has 2 exons. Lineage: Eukaryota; Metazoa; Arthropoda; Insecta; Lepidoptera; Pieridae.
ACGGACCUAGGUUAUUAUGCGAUACUGGGAAAGUGUAAUGAAAUUAUAAGUAGAGCCGAGUGCUACCUUGCAUUCGAGGCGACUGCAGUUUGGGUCUGUUGGGGCUGUGGUUUUGAUCUUUUAGUUGCUGUUGAUGCUGCUGGGCCUGAAAUAGCGAAAAAAUUAAGCAAUUUAAUAAAAUAUAAUAAUAAACACAAUAAACUCAACUAACUAAUUGUUUACGCGCAUUCCGGUUUGUGGAUUGUGCGGGAGGGAGAGGGCCGACCGCUCCUCCGUUCCUCAUGUUUUGUUCGCUUUUGAUCGCCGUAUAGAAAUGUCAUUGAUUUAUAAUACAAAUUUAUAUCUUUAAUAUCAUCUUUUAUUUUGAAUGUGGAAUAAAUAUUCCGUGUUAACAUUUUUGGUCAUCUUCGAGCCGGAUAUUAAAAUUAAAUAAUAUCCGUGAUAUUAAAAUUAAUCAGUGCAUUUAUGCCAAUGGAAGCUAGAGGUCAGUGGAGGUCAUAGCCAGACAAAGGAUUACAGGACUAGUGCCGAGAAAUAAAGUUUGCUGCCCACUCCCAUAAUGUCUGAGAAAAGUGAUAUAUUAAAGGAAAUAUCUGACCUUACAAAAAAGCGUAGCAGUUACAAAGGGCAAGUUACGACAUUUAUUGGAUAUUUAAGUUCAUUUGAAUCGAGUUCGCCGCCAGAACAACGCGACUUUGGUGAGUUAGAAUUGCGUGUGGGGAGACUGGAUUCCUUGUAUGCUAAGUUUGACGACGUUCAGACACGGUUGGAGUGUAUUUGUGAUGAUGUCACACACGUCUUGGAGGAGCGCGAGGAAUUCGAAAAAAGAUAUUUUAAAACGCUGAGUCAAGCUCAAAAAAUUCUCUCAAAUUAUAGAAAGUCUUUAAUUCUUCUUCCUUCUGAAGCUGAGACUUGCAAUGUUUCUAACAGUGGUAAAAUUAGUCCUGUUAAAUUGCCCACCAUUCAAAUCCCAAAAUUUAACGGUUUAUUUAACGAGUGGAUCGGUUUUAGGGAUACGUUUAUGAGCCUAAUUCACACCAACGACGACCUAGACGAUAUUAACAAAUUCCAUUAUUUGAAGUCGUCUCUAGAGGGCAGCGCUGCUUUGGUAGUAUCUUCCGUUGAGCUCUCAGGAAAGAAUUAUAGCGUAGCUUGGACAUUACUGUGUGACAGAUUCGAUAAUAAAAACUUAUUAAUCCAACAUCAUGUUGCUGCACUAUUUAAAAUUGAACCUGUCACACGGGAGACAGCAUGUAAUUUAAAGGGUAUCGUUGACCAAUUAAAUAAAAACCUUAGGGCCUUAGAUACAUUGGGCGAAUCCACUAAACAUUGGGAUACUUUAUUGGUUUACCUAAUUACUCAAAAGUUAGACACAAAAUCAUUCCGAGAAUGGGAGGAAUAUAAAGGCCGGCUACCCACCGACACACGUAUUGAACUUUUACACUUAUUAGAUUUCUUACGUGUUCGCAUUACUUUAUUAGAUUCAGUUGAACACAACACAAAUUCAAAAAUUAAACCCAGUCACAAAAUUAUGACGUUACAGACUAAUAAGCCCAUCGUUAAUAAAAAUCAUUUGGUAUGUCCUAAAUGUAAAGGCGAGCAUAAACUAAAUAACUGUUCUGAUUUUUUAUCUUUAUCAAAUGAAGCUCGUUGUCAAUUAUUGCCUUCAUUAAAAGUUUGCUUUAAUUGUUUUUCAAAAACUCAUUUUUCCAAUAAUUGCAAGAAACCAGGUUGCACGAUAUGUAAAAGAAAACAUUCGGUAUUAAUUCACAUUCCAGAUAAGACGAAGCCGGUAGUACAUGGUGAGCGUGUCGACAGCGCCACCAGUGAUAACAAUGUGUUAACUUUAACGUCGAGUGUGUCUGCCGCGGGAGGCGUUGCAUGCGCCCGGGCGUUAUGCUUUUAACUGCACUCGUUAAGUUGUACGAUAAGAACAAUCGAGAAGUUAUCGCUCGCAUAAUGCUAGAUUCAGGGAGUACUACUAGCCUCAUGUCUGAAAAAAUAUUUAGACAACUAAAUUUGCCCUACGUUCCAAUUAAUCAAACCGUUCAAGGUAUUAAUUGUGCGAUCACGCAUAUUAAUAAAAGAUGUAGGUUAACGUUUUAAUCUUUAGAUGAGUCUUACACAUGUGAUGUUUACUGUUUUGUUUUACCAUCCUUGACGGAUGGUGUGCCAAAUCGUGCAAUUAAUAUUUCUAGUUUAAACAUUCCAUCUAAUAUUUGCCUGGCAGAUCCACAUUUUUAUAAGCCUGCGGCAAUCGAUUUAAUUUUAGGCGCUGAUGUUUUUUGGAACAUUUUAGGAUCGCAAAGAAUUAGUUUAGGUUGCAAUAAACCUAUACUUUGUGAAUCUAGGUUAGGAUGGCUAGUUUCCAGUCCAAUUUGUGAUACGGUUUUAUUUUCAACUUGUCCACCUAAUCGUAUUCAGUGCAAUUUUGUUAGUAAAAAUUUAAUUGAUGAUGAUAUUAAUUCUAAUCGUCAAAUUCAAAGUCAACUAGCUCGAUUUUGGAAUUUAGAAGAAGUAAAUUUUUCUUCUAGUUAUUCACUUGAACAAAAAUCAUGUGAAGAUCAUUUUGUUAAAACCACUACUCGUUUAGCGGACGGACGUUUCUGCGUAAGAAUCCCAUUAAAAGAAGACCCGAGUUGUCUAGGUGAUUCAUUUCAGCGAGCGAAACGGUGUUUUCUCUCUUUAGAACAGAGACUUAAUAAAAAUCCUAAACUUUACGAAAUGUAUCGUAAGUUUAUGACUGAAUACCAGUCGUUAGGUCAUAUGACCGAAUGUGACAUUAAUUUAAAUAAAAAUUGUCAGUAUAUUCCUCAUCAUGGCGUACUACGCGAAAGUAGUACGACCACUAAAUUAAGAGCCGUUUUUAACGCUAGUGCGCCUACGUCAAAUAAUUUAAGCCUUAACAAUAUUCAGAUGGUAGGUCCAACGGUUCAGGACGAUCUUGUGUCCAUUCUUUUGAGGUUUAGACAACACAAGUACGUGAUUUUAGCCGACGUUGAAAAGAUGUAUCGCCAAAUUAUCGUUCACAUUAACGAUAGGUACUUGCAAACUAUCCUUUGGCGUGAUAAUCCGUCACAACCGUUAAGAGCAUUUCAAUUAAAUACGGUCACUUAUGGCACCGCGAGUGCGCUAUUUCUUGCAACCAGGUGCCUUAAGCAAUUAGGACUCGAGUGUAAGGACCCUCAAAUCGCUGAUAUUAUAUUACAUGAUUUUUAUGUCGACGAGUUGUUGAGUGGUGGGGAUAAUUUACAUGUAGUUCGUGAUAUUCGUGAUAAGAUUACGACUUUACUAGAAGUGAGCAGAGGCAAGGGUGCCUCUGCUCACUUACCACUAAGGAAGUGGAAAUCUAAUGAGCCUCAGUUAGUUUUAGAGUCCAACGAGUCCACGCAUGAUUUAAAUGUUGGCGGUAAUGAGCCGAGUAAAACCUUAGGCUUAGGAUGGUUACCGGAAUCAGAUAAGUUAUAUUUUCCUAUUGGUCCAUCUUUUGCAAAGAAAGCAAGUACGAAACGGGAGUUGCUUUCUAUAAUUUCCCAAGUAUUUGACCCACUUGGCUUGCUUUCUGUUAUAGUUAUUAAAUUUAAAAUUAUUUUACAAAGUUUAUGGUUAAAAAAUAUUUCAUGGGAUGAUCCUUUACCAUCGGAUAUUCAAGUUGCUGGGCUAAAUGCCAUUAAAAAUAUAAACAUUUUAAAUAAUUUACGUUUACUCACGACGCGUAUUGAUUGAUUCAUAUGAGCGAUUAGAAAUACAUAUAUUUUCCGACGCAUCGGAGAAGGCAUACGGUGCGUGUGUGUAUGUUCGUAGCACUGACAGUAACGGCAAUAUUUCAGUUCAGUUAUUAUACGCUAAAUGCAGAGUAGCGCCCAUUAAACCUAUAACAAUCCCUCGUCUUGAAUUGUGUGGUGCUCAAGUUGCUGCAAAACUUUAUAAAAAAGUUCGCGAAUCAUUGCGAGUGAAAAUUGCUAAAACUAUUUUUUGGACAGACUCGUCUAUCGUGGUUGGUUGGUUGAAUAUGCUUCCUAGUAAAUUGAAUUCAUUUGUACGCAAUAGAGUAGGUGAUAUUUUAGAAAAUACCGGUAGCUGCGAAUGGCGUCAUGUCUCGUCCAAGCAUAACCCGGCGGAUUUAUUAUCACGUGGAGUUUGCGUCGAAAAUAUUCAAUCGCUUGAUAUGUGGUGGUCAGGGCCACCGUUUUUAAAAUUGCCCGAGAAAAAAUGGCCCAUUACUGCUAUUAAGUUAGAAAUAUUGCCUGAAUUACGUAAUCAAAAUUGCGCAUUUGUUUCAUGUGAUAUGCCUACAUUCAUCAACUUUGAACGGUUUUCGAACUUUAUUAGAUUGCGUCGAUGUGUUGCUUAUGUAUUGAGAUUUAUAAAAGCUUGUAAAGGACAUCGAGCAGAAACUAAUUUUCUUACAGAAACUGAAUUAAAUGAGUCCCUAAAUACUAUAGUUCGAGUAGUUCAAAAGGAAUCAUUUUCUGAGUAUAACAUUUUAGAACAAAAGAAAAAUUUGCCUUCAAAAAGUUCAUUAUUAAAAUUUAAUAUUUUUCUUGAUGAAAACAGUUUAUUGAGAGUUGGCGGUCGUAUUAAUAACUCAGAAUUUUCGUAUAAUAAAAAACACCCUUUGUUUUUACAGUCCACUCAUCGUUUUACACUAUUAUUAUUUCAAUAUGAACAUGUUAGGCUUAUGCACGCUGGACCGCAGCUACUGUUAGCAUCAGUUAGAGAAGUCUACUGGCCAAUCGGUGGUCGCAACCUGGCUAAAUCUGUAUACAGAAGGUGUGUUUUAUGCACACGUAUAAAAGGUCGGAUAAAUGCUCCUCUCAUGGGUGAUCUACCUAAAAAUCGUCUUAUUCCUUGCGGACAUCCAUUUGAGACUGUAGGAGUGGACUAUGCGGGUCCUAUCGCAUCCGUUAGUCGUCAAGGUCGUGGUUGUCGUAUCGUCAAGGUUUAUAUCGUCGUUUUUCUUUGUUUUACUACUAAAGCCUUGCACUUGGAAUUGGUGGGUGAUUUAUCAAGUAAUAAUUUUAUUUCUACACUUCGACGGUUUAUUGCUUGCCGCGGUAAGCCACAACACAUUUACUCUGAUAAUGGUACGACGUUUGUAGGAGCUUACAACGAAAUAGCCAGUUUUCUCAAGCAAAAUUCUAACUCACUUGCUAAUGAUUUAAUAAAUGAAGGAAUUAAUUUCCACUUUAUACCUGCGUAUUCGCCACAUUUCGGAGGAAUAUGGGAGUCGGCAGUCAAAUCUACUAAAUAUCAGUUAGUUAGAGUAUUAGGUAAUAGUAAAUUGACGUUCGAAGAGUUGUAUACAACUUUAACUCAAAUAGAGGCUAUUUUGAACUCUCGGCCACUUACCCCCCUAUCAUCAACACCAGAAGAUUUGACCCCACUGACUCCAGGGCAUUUUUUAAUUGGUCGACCUUUCACGGCAAUUCCAACUUCUGAUUUACGGCAAGGAAAGGAAUCUCAAUUAAAUCGAUUUAAAAGAACAGAACAACUUCGUCAGCACUUUUGGGAGCGAUGGAGUAAAGAAUACAUUUCAGAAUUACAAAAACGCACGAAAUGGUUAACAUCAAAGCAAUCCUUGGCUCUUAACACGAUGGUAGUGAUAAAAGAGGAUAAUCAACCUCCUCUCAAAUGGAAGCUGGGCCGCAUUGUAGCGCUACACCCUGGUCCAGAUGGAGUUGUUCGAGUCGCCGACGUCUUAACUUCGAAUGGAGUGAUCCGGAGAUCCUUUUCCCGAAUUUGCCCUUUACCAGUUGAACAAGAUGGUUGACAGCAGAGCUCUCAACGCGUGGGGGCAUGUUUACGCGCAUUCCGGUUUGUGGAUUGUGCGGGAGGGAGAGGGCCGACCGCUCCUCCGUUCCUCAUGUUUUGUUCGCUUUUGAUCGCCGUAUAGAAAUGUCAUUGAUUUAUAAUACAAAUUUAUAUCUUUAA